Molecule: messenger RNA, 1484 nt
Organism: Gymnogyps californianus (California condor)
Lineage: Eukaryota; Metazoa; Chordata; Aves; Accipitriformes; Cathartidae
Gene: ASF1A
Product: anti-silencing function 1A histone chaperone
Exons: 4
Coding region: 250-864 (204 amino acids)
Biological process (GO): DNA replication-dependent chromatin assembly
Cellular component (GO): nucleus
Molecular function (GO): histone binding
Source: RefSeq, a predicted model, not a curated record
AAUCCGGGCGGGCGCUGGCGGCGAGCAGGGCAGAAUGGGCUGUAGUUUAGUGAAAUAGGAAAGCUGCAAACAGUGUGGAGUGUUCCUGGUGUAAAUAAAAGGGGGAAAAAAAAGUUUCUGCAAGUCGCAGCUCUGCAGCCUCGCGCAGGCACUGGCACGGGGGCUCGUGCGUGGCAAAAAAACCAACACACUGGACUUUACUGUGCUGCGUUAACACGCUCUUCCUAUUGUUUGUGUUUUUUUCAAAAUAUGGCAAAGGUUCAGGUGAACAAUGUAGUGGUGUUGGAUAAUCCUUCUCCUUUCUACAAUCCUUUCCAAUUCGAAAUCACAUUUGAGUGCAUAGAGGACCUGUCGGAAGAUUUGGAAUGGAAAAUAAUUUAUGUGGGUUCAGCUGAAAGUGAAGAGUAUGAUCAGGUGUUAGACUCCGUUUUAGUAGGACCUGUUCCUGCAGGCAGACACAUGUUUGUAUUUCAGGCUGAUGCACCUAAUCCAGGGCUUAUUCCAGAUGCAGAUGCAGUAGGUGUAACAGUUGUACUAAUUACAUGCACCUAUCGAGGUCAAGAAUUUAUUAGAGUCGGCUACUAUGUAAACAAUGAAUAUACCGAAACAGAACUGAGAGAGAAUCCACCAGUAAAGCCAGAUUUUUCUAAGCUUCAAAGGAAUAUUUUGGCAUCUAAUCCCAGAGUCACGAGAUUCCACAUUAAUUGGGAGGACAACACUGAAAAACUGGAAGAUGCAGAGAGCAGUAACCCAAAUCUACAGUCACUGCUUUCUACAGAUGCAUUACCUUCAGCAUCAAAGGGGUGGUCAACAUCAGAAAAUUCAUUAAAUGUUAUGUUAGAAUCUCAUAUGGACUGCAUGUGACUAACCACCAUCAUUUUGGUACUGUACAUGUGUUAAACUGUAAAAACAACCAGAACUAUUUCCCUCAAAUUCCAUAAGUACAUAGUUGACAAGCAAUGUGACAAACUUGUUUUAAAACAUCCUGUAGAAAGUUUAUAAAAAAAACCCAAAAAACAAACAAACAGUAUUUGAGCAAAUUGUGGAAUAUAAAUACAACUAUUUUUAAGUAAUCGCCUUUUUUCUCUAAUGUGUUAUUCUAUGUGGUCUAAACCAAACCUGAUUAAAGUAUACAUAUUCUCCCCCCUCCCCCUUUACUUUGUAAGCACUAUUAAAAGCUAAAAAACUGAAAGUUAAAACAUUUAGGCAAAAUGAAGGAAUAAUGCCAUGUCCUCAUCUCUGAUAUCCAGAUUGCCAAAUAUGAAGUGCCCUUUGAUAGCAGCUUAAGAACAAAACUGUCAUUAGAUGAAGUGCAAAGAAAAAAGUAUCUCUUUCUUUAAAAAAAAAAAAAAGUCCAAAAAUGUCCUCUUACUGUGAAAGCAGACAGCACAGUAUAAUUUUAGGUGCAAACUUCUAUUGCUUUCUAAGGCACAUACUUGUUACUUAAAGCAUGCAAUUUGAGAUUUACCAUCUGCUAUCUUGGA